AUGUGGAAUCGCCGCUACAUCGUCCUCGCCGUAGUCCUCUGCACCGUCGGCAUUGUCUUGCUCCAGCCACGGUCCCAGGGCUUCGAGUACACGAAAGGCCUGCUGAGCCAGUACGGCCGGAAACGGACGUCCCAGUUCCACCUGCUCGUCCCGGCCAGCGGCCCAAAUCUGCAGCUAUGUCGAGCCCUCGUGUCAUCUGCCCUACUAGGCUACCCGCCAGCCGUGCUCUCGGGCUGGAACGGCACCGGUGAGCUUGAUGCUGCCGUCACCCACCUGGCAAAGGUGCGCAAUGUCGUACGCUACUUCGACAGCCUGCCGCCGACCGCCGACGACGACCUCUUCCUCAUUAUCGACGGCUACGACGUCAUCAUGCAGCUGCCCCCCGACGUCCUGAUCCGCCGCUACUUUGCCGUCACCGCGGCCGCCAACGUCAAGCUAGCCGCUCGCUUCGGCGACGAGCCUGCUGCCGACGACGUCAACUAUCCGCACCAGUCCAUCCUCUUCGGUGCCGACAAGCUGUGCUGGCCCGUCGACUUCCGGCGCCCCGCCUGCUAUGCGGUGCCCGAGACCGGCCUGCCAGACGAUGCCUUCGGUCUCGGCGACGACAUCACGAACAGCCAGCCUCGCUGGCUCAACUCGGGCACCAUCAUCGGGCCAGUCUCGACCAUGCGCGCCAUGUUCGCUGCCACCAUUGAGCGCAUCGCCGCUACCUACGACCCCGAGUACAUUUGCCGAGAGUCCGAUCAGAUGUACAUGAGCGACGUUUGGGGGGAACAGGAGUACGCCCGCUCUGUGCGGGAGCUCCGCCUGAACGCCAUAGGCGAUAUCGACGAGCAGGACCUCGUGCCCGUGGGAAUCGACGGCUUCAUACCCGAAGGUGCCGAUCCCGAGAGGUGGGGACCCCUUAUGCUCCCCGGCCAGAAGACGGAGUUCCAGAUCGGCCUCGAUUACGAGUCGUCCUUGUUUCAGGCCUGGGCCGGUUACGAAGACUUCCUAGCCAUGCUUUCUCUAAAUAGCACGGACGAUACCGCCAUCGUCGACCACAACGUCAGCGGGGUCCCCGACUUUGCGCUGCUGGAGGUCCAACUGCCCGAUGACUUGGCCUCCCUCACGCGGCUCGUCAGCAGCAUCUCCGACGUUCACAAUGCUGAACCGAAGGACCUCAUUAGCACCUUUUUCUUUGGCACCAACCUGGUCACGAACCACGUGUACUGCAUGUUCCACUGCACCGGCGAGAAGGGCUAUCUGGAGGAGCUCUGGGUACAGCUGUGGUUCUACCCGUACGCAAAGGCACUCUUGAAGGCGACCGUCAGCUCAGUCAAGGCCGGCAUGAGUAUCUCCGACACUGCCAUCGAUGGCCGCAUAUGGAAAGGCGCAAACACCUACCCGUGUUCACCGGCCGACGAGAUAGACGACAGAAAGGCGGAGGAUAGCGAUACGGGCAAUGACGAGGCUGAUGCCAACGAGGUUGUCUACGGCGCGUGGGCCGACUUGGCCAACGAGUGGCUCAGCUGGGAAGACUUAUGCGCCGAGCACGAGGACGUGCUGUUUGGCAUAGAGAAUUCUGCAUAA
Molecule: messenger RNA, 1572 nt
Organism: Grosmannia clavigera kw1407
Lineage: Eukaryota; Fungi; Ascomycota; Sordariomycetes; Ophiostomatales; Ophiostomataceae
Exons: 2
Coding region: 1-1572 (523 amino acids)
Source: RefSeq, a predicted model, not a curated record